Molecule: messenger RNA, 2019 nt
Organism: Rotaria socialis
Lineage: Eukaryota; Metazoa; Rotifera; Eurotatoria; Philodinida; Philodinidae
Source: the annotation of a GenBank genome assembly
AUGAAUAAGAAGUAUCAGGAUAUAAGUAUGUACUUUGUAUCAAAUAAGAGACAAAGAAACGAUGUUGAUGAAAAUAAUUCAGACGCAUCAACGACAACAACUCAUUUUUACGGUACAAACAAUAAUAACGGCUACGAAAUCAUUGAUAAUGAUGUAAUAUCAGUCACUAUUCCACCUUUAUCUGUUAGUCAACAUCAUGACACUACUAUUAGUAUAUCGGCUUAUACAGAUGUUAUUGGUUUAUAUGUUUCAAAUAAUGCAGCUAAAAAUAAUUUUUCAUUAUUAAAUCGAUUAUUAACGAAACCGUGGAUUUCACCAUCAAAUUAUAAUUAUCCAAAAAUCGAACAAAGUGGGAAAAGAAGAUCAGUAUGUCAUCAUUCAUGGCUUGUUAGAUAUUCUUGGCUUAGUUACUCAAAAAUGCAUCAAGGUAUUUAUUGUCGAUAUUGUGUUUUGUUUUCAAGAAAAGGUGAAAAUCAAUCUCUUGGUCAACUUAUUAAUAAACCAUUAAGAUCACUGAAAGAUGCGACGGAAUACUUAUCCAAUCAUAAUGAAUGUAAUUAUCAUAAGUUAUCUGUCAGUCAAGCAACAGAAUGCGUUUCGCGAUAUGCGCAUACGAAUUCAGAUGUGAAUAUACUAUUAAAUAAUAUUAAUGAACAACAACAAAAUGAAAACAGAAGAAUACUGGCAAGUAUAAUUAAAUGUACUUUAUUCUUGUCAAGACAAAAUAUUGCAUUUAGGGGUAAUGAUGAAAAUGGGAUUUUAGAUGAUAAUAACACCAAUCCUGGUAAUUUUAAAUCAUUAGUGUUAUUUGCAGCUGACGCUGGUGACCAAGCACUACAAAAAUAUUUAAAUCAUCAUCAAAAAAAUGCUACAUAUUUAAGUUGGCAAACACAAAAUGAAUUAGUUAAAAUUUGUGCAAUGUUAAUCAAGAAUAAAUUAUUAAAUGAAGUAAUUAGUACAGAGAAAUUUUAUGCUAUUAUUGCUGAUGAAACAGCAGAUAUAUCCGGUACAGAGAAAUUAUCAAUUUCAAUACGUUUUGUAUCCGACGAAAAUGAUAUUUCAAUAAAAGAAGUCUUUCUUGGCUUUGUAGCUUUAUCUGAUACAACUGCUGCUGAUAUUGCAAAAGCAAUCACAACAUUUAUUCAAGCGUCUGGUCUUAAAAUAGAAAAAAAUCGUGGUAUAUUUUUCAAAUUAUUAAUGAAAGUAUACUCAUUUUACAUAUUUUCAGGCCAAGGCUACGACGGUGCAAAUGUUGUUGCUGGUAGAUUAGGUGGAGUGCAAAAAUUGAUAAGAGAUAUUGUACCACGUGCAAAUUAUGUUCAUUGUUCAAAACAUUCACUUAACUUAGUUCUUGCUGUCGCUUGUAAACUUCAACAAAUUAAAAUUUUUUUUGGCUUGAUUAAAUCUAUUAUAAGUUUUAUAAAUGGAUCAUCAAAAAGAAAAUCAAUGCUUGCUAAAGCUAUUGAAUCUACCAAUAAUGAAACAAAACGUCGACAUCUUGUGAAAUUAUGUGAAACACGUUGGGUUGAUAAACACACAUCAAUCAUCGUAUUUAAACAAGUCUUUUUUGGUUUUAUUAUUGGUUUAGAUUAUUUAGUUGAAAGUAGUGAUUCUGAAACAAGUGGUCUUGCACGAAGUUACGGAAAAGCUUUAACUGAUAUUGAUUUUGUUAUUCCUCUUAUUGUUGCGAAUCGUGUAUUUUGUAUAACUAAACCAUAUGCUGAACAACUUCAAAAGCCAACAUGCGAUCUUCUGAAAUGCUAUCAAAGUAUGGAACACGCUUCAACUUAUUUAGCUGAAUUAAUUUAUGAUGAUAAUCAAGUAAAUGAACUUUAUAAUGAAUUUACUAAAUUUAUUGAACUUAAUGAAAUUGAUAAUUGUUUAUCACGAGCAGCAAGUCGACGUUACGAAUCUGUCAAAGAUUAUUUUAUAGACGUAUACAGAACAUUCAUUACUACAACAAUUCACUGGAUGACGCAAAUGAAUUACAAAGUAAUUGAAAUAAAAUCAAUUCCCUAG